Messenger RNA from Talaromyces atroroseus, 2175 nucleotides. RefSeq names its product Threonine--tRNA ligase, cytoplasmic. Gene Ontology annotation, biological process: threonyl-tRNA aminoacylation. Gene Ontology annotation, cellular component: cytoplasm. The record is from RefSeq and is a predicted model, not a curated record. Lineage: Eukaryota; Fungi; Ascomycota; Eurotiomycetes; Eurotiales; Trichocomaceae. Gene Ontology annotation, molecular function: ATP binding; threonine-tRNA ligase activity. The transcript is spliced from 4 exons. Bases 1 to 2175 code for a protein of 724 amino acids.
AUGGCUUCGGAAGGACAGAAAGACCUUCCUGUUCGCUCUGCUGAGGGUGCUAAGAUGGGCAAUCAACCGAGUCCGUUGCCUGACGUGUUGAUUGAGCGAAACAAACUUUUCGAAGAACUAUGGCAGGAACACCUGAAGGAGCUAGCUGAGAAGCCUCGGUCAGACAUUACUGUAACGCUCGACAUUGGAGAUGGAAAUCCUUCUACAGUCGUUGCCAAAUCUUGGGAGUCCACGCCUGGCUCUUUCUUGAAGGAUCUCCCUAAAGAUUUCACCGCCAAUGUUGUAAUCGCGAAGAUAGACGGAAAAGAGCUUUGGGAUCUGAACCGCCCAUUGGAGAGAGACUGCAAGGUUUCUUAUCUGCCUUUUGAUCACCCAGAGGGGAGAGAGGUUUUUUGGCACUCGAGCGCCCACUGUCUUGGAGAAGCUUGUGAAGUUGAGUUCGGGUGUCUUCUAUCGCACGGUCCGCCCACAGCGCAAGGUUUCUUCUACGACAUGGCUAUGCCGGAUGGGCGUGUCGUGCGAGAGACGGAUUGGGCACCCCUGGAUAAGAAGGCAACUCAGAUCUUCAAAGAACGCCAGAGCUUCGAUCGAUUGGAAGUUACGAAAGAGAACCUGAAGAAGAUGUUUGCGUACAGCAAAUACAAGCUGCACUACAUCAAUCACCUUGUAGAGGGAGAGAAAAGCACAGUUUAUCGUUGCGGUACUUUGGUCGAUCUCUGCCGAGGACCUCAUAUUCAGAAUACCAACAAAAUUAAGACGUUCAAAAUAAUGCAAAACUCCUCUGCGUAUUUCCUCGGUGACCAGACAAACGACUCUUUACAACGAAUCAGGGGUGUUGCUUUCCCUGAUAAAAAUGGAAUGAAAGAGCAUCUUAAGUUCCUCGAGGAGGCCGAGAAACGAAAUCAUCAAAAAAUCGGCAAAGAACAGGAGCUUUUCUUCUUCGAUGAUGUCUCCCCCGGAUGUCCCUUCCUUCUCCCUAAUGGCACAAAAAUUUUCAAUUCUUUGCAAAAGCUCUUGCGGUCGGAGUACCGCAAGCGUGGAUAUCAGGAGGUGCAGACACCCAACAUGUAUGAUGUGAGCAUCUGGAAGACAUCAGGCCAUUGGGCACACUAUAAGGAUGAUAUGUUCAAGUUGGAUGUUGAGAAGAGGGAAUGGGCCCUUAAGCCCAUGAAUUGUCCUGGUCACUUCAUGCUCUUUGGCCACCGUGAUAGGAGUUAUCGGGAGCUUCCUCUGAGGAUUGCUGACUUUGGAGUGCUCCAUAGAAAUGAGGCAUCUGGCGCCCUCAGUGGUCUCACUCGCGUGCGUAAAUUUCAACAGGAUGACACUCAUAUUUUCUGUACUGCAGAACAGAUAACCUCUGAGAUCGAAGGACUGUUCGAUUUCUUGAAAGCCAUCUACGGUCUCUUUGGGUUUACCUUCAAGUUGAAACUUUCUACUCGACCAGAAAACUACAUGGGUGAGCUAGAAGCUUGGAAUUUCGCAGAAGAUCAACUACGUCAAGCAUUGAACAAUUUCAAGGGAGACGACUGGGAAUUAAAUGAAGGCGACGGUGCUUUCUACGGGCCCAAGAUUGAUAUUACGAUCUCAGAUGCCCUCAAGCGAGACUUCCAGUGUGCUACAAUCCAGCUCGACUACCAGGCACCGAUCAAUUUUAAGUUGGAAUACAUUACCGCCGAAAAGACAUCCGCCGCUGGUGAAAAAGCGAAGCAGGAUGGUGCGGACAAAGCCAAGGAGGCAGCGACAGGUCGAGCUCGACCAGUUGUUAUCCACCGCGCGAUCAUUGGUAGUUUUGAGCGAUUCCUCGGUAUUUUGACAGAGCACUUCGGGGGUAAAUGGCCGUUUUGGAUCAGCCCUCGUCAGAUCCUGAUUGUGCCUGUCAUGCCGGCACUCAAUGAUUACGCAAAGGAGCUACAACAAAUUCUGCAUGCUGAUAAGUUGAACGUUGACAUUGAUAUUAGCGGCAACACCCUGCAGAAGAAGAUCCGCACGGGUCAGUUGGCUCAGUACAACUUCAUAUUCGUUGUGGGCGCACAAGAGAAGGAAAGUAGAACGGUGAAUAUUCGCAACCGUGACGACCCAUCCUCUCAGGCGAAGGGCGAGCUGGUUCCUCUCGAGGAAGCACGCGUUAAAUUGAGGGCACUGCGCAAAGAGCGCAGACUUCUCAACGCACUUUGA